ACAGCCGAGCACUCUACCGCUGCUCGCUCAGCUGAAACACCGCAGAAGGUCUCCCUGUGGUAGCCGGUUAGCAUCAUGACCAACGUUGUGGAUACCAAGCUAUACGACAUUCUCGGUGUUUCGCCGUCUGCCUCUGAAAAUGAACUAAAGAAGGCCUACCGCAAACUGGCCAAAGAAUACCAUCCUGACAAGAACCCAGAAGCUGGAGACAAGUUUAAAGAGAUCAGCUUUGCAUAUGAAGUACUGACAAACCCAGAAAAGAAGGAGCUGUAUGACCGCUAUGGAGAACAGGGUUUGCGGGAGGGCGGAGGUGGAGGGCCUGGCAUGGACGACAUCUUCUCCCAUAUUUUUGGUGGAGGAUUGUUUGGUUUCAUGGGCGGACAGGGCAGAGGACGAAACGGAGGCAGGAGGAGAGGGGAGGAUAUGGUUCAUCCUCUAAAAGUUUCUCUUGAAGACCUCUAUAAUGGCAAAACCACCAAACUGCAGCUUAGUAAGAACGUGCUCUGUGGUGCCUGUAGUGGUCAGGGGGGAAAGGCAGGAGCAGUGCAGAAGUGUGUGGCGUGUAGAGGACGAGGCAUGAGAAUCAUGAUCAGACAGCUGGCCCCUGGAAUGGUCCAACAGAUGCAGUCAGUCUGCACAGACUGCAAUGGAGAAGGCGAGGUGAUAAAUGAGAAGGACCGCUGCAGAAAGUGUGAGGGUCAUAAGGUGUGCAAGGAGACCAAGCUUCUGGAGGUGCACGUGGACAAGGGCAUGAGACACGGACAGAAGAUCACAUUCAGUGGUGAAGCUGACCAAGCACCGGGCGUUGAACCAGGAGAUAUAGUCCUGGUGCUGCAAGAGAAAGAACAUGAGGAAUUUCGCCGUGAGGGCAGUGACCUUCACAUGGUCCAGCGCAUCGGCCUGGUUGAGGCUCUUUGUGGCUUUCAGAUGACUGUCACACACCUGGACGGACGUCAGUUGCUUGUCAAAUACCCACCUGGCAAGGUCAUCGAGCCAGGUUGUAUUCGAGUGGUGAAGGGAGAGGGAAUGCCUCAGUACAGAAAUCCUUUUGAGAAAGGAGACCUUUACGUCAAGUUUGACGUCCAGUUCCCUGAAAACAACUGGAUCAGCCCUGAAAAACUCAACGAACUAGAGUGCCUGCUACCCGCUCGGGCUGAGACUCCAGUCAUUGCGGCUGACGCAGAGGAGGUGGACCUGACCGAUUAUGACAGAAGUCAAGGGUCAGGAGCUGGAGCCAGGAGAGAGGCCUACAAUGAUAGUUCUGAUGAGGAAGGUGGCCAUCACGGCCCGGGGGUGCAGUGUGCACACCAAUAGACAGAAGCAUAAACACACGAACAGCCCUCGAGUCUCAUCGCUAAUACCAUUCAAGACUUGAUGCUCAUACAUGCACACCUCUCUCCUUCUCAUGAUCCCAAUGAGGAGGAGAGAUCCACACAUCCAUACACAUGUAUAACAACCCUCCUCAGUUCCACGGUGCCCAUAAGUUAGAGAGAUGCGAGGUGUGAUGACCAUUUCUUUUUUGUGUGUAUGGAUAGUAUGGUCUCAUUCUCAGAGGUUCAUUGAAUGAACUUGAGCCGGACCCCUCCUCAUUUUCAUCCUAGGCUUUUUACCUUCCACUGUGGGAAACACCAGUCUAGUGUAUAAAAUGCAAAUAUUGUUGAUUAUCUUGUAUAAGGUGUAGUUUAGUCUCUCAAACACAAACGCAUGCCGCUUCUCGCCGAACAAUCUUGCACAUGUUAGAUCCAGGGUUCAGACACCAGAGAGUUUUGACUCCCACCCCCUGUUUUAUUAAAUGUCAGUGUGUCACUGCUAUCAGAGUGUCCUGCUUUCAUAAGAGCCUGAUCUGAUUACAGUCCGAAAAGCGUUUCCUCCGCACAGCAUUUUAAACCCCACCUCAUCCCUCAACAUCAAGUCACAGAUUUUGAAAAUGGGGGACUUGCUGGUUCCGUUCAGUCCGCCGUUGUUGCAUUGCUAGAAUAUUAAAGCCUUGAGUACAGCACCUGUUAAAGAGGUGUCAUUAUUGUUUCUUAGUUUAGAUAUUGUUUGCUUGUUUUUUUUGUUGUCGUCGUCGUUGGUUUGAAUGUCAGUGUGUCCAUGACCACAGAACUUGAAGCUAAUUAUACUCUUCAAUUAAGCUGAGGACACACUUGUGUAUUUUGUACUUGGGCUGCACAAUAUUAGGAAAAGCUGCAAUAUGCAAUAACAUUGAAUAUUGCAAUAAUGAUGGGUUGCGAUAAACAAAUACUAAAGUAUAUGGUGUUAUUGUCUUUCUGCAAACAGACUUGCACAGUGAGUAGCUUAUACAGACACUGAAAAGAGGAAGAAAAUGCAUUCUGUCGGUUUCAAAAACAUCCUUACAGCAUAAAGGGUAUUUAAGUUGUCUCAGCAACUACAGUGAGAAGAAGAAAACAAACAUUAUCUACCUUUAUGAGCAGUUCUUGACCAGACAAAAGUAGCACGAGGAACAUUCUACAUUUAUCACAGUUCAAGCACUUUGUAUAUAUCUUUUGCGAUAUUUAUAUUGCGUGUUAGCGCACAUUUUCGAUGUAUUGUGCAGCCCUGCUUCUACAUGUGUUAUGCAGUGGCUCAGUGUGGAAGCUGUGGUGAAAUGUCCUGGUUCAGCUUUGUUUUUGGACUGCAGUGUGAAUGGACAAUAUUUAGGCUCAAUUAAAGGAGGAGGGGAAACGUGAAUGUUUAUUUGCGCAGAAUCACCCAGGUCGAUGGUAUUUUUUUUCUUUCUGCACACCAGACUCCAUAGAUCCUCCUCUCAUGCUGAGAAACCACUGGGCCAACACCAAACCCCCUCUGUAUUUCAUUUCACUCUUUCUCUCCAUUGUAGAUUUGUUAGCGUUAAACAUUUUAAAAUAUUCUCAUCCCCGAUAUACGUGUAAAUAAAUACAGCCCCAGUCCAUAGGUGCUUUUAUAGAAAAAGUCUACAGUGGUGUCCGCCCCUCACAUUAUUUCUCAGUCAUAAAGUCGGUCAUUAACAAUAUAUUAUGUUCCUAAAAAAGGAGUAAGAGGAACCUCUGUAGACUUUUUAACCUGCACCUGUGUGACUUUUAUUUAAAUUAGGCCACAGGGGAUUCAUAUGUACACAAGUAAAAUUUGGUCAUUGAUAAAUGAUGUUACUGUUGAUGCUUAUGUUUGUCAAGAUGAUAAUUAAACUGUAUAAUAAACAGUCACAACAA
Solea senegalensis (Senegalese sole) is the source of this 3188-nucleotide messenger RNA. RefSeq names its product DnaJ heat shock protein family (Hsp40) member A2b (gene dnaja2b). Gene Ontology annotation, cellular component: cytosol; cytoplasm. Gene Ontology annotation, molecular function: ATP binding; Hsp70 protein binding. The transcript is spliced from 9 exons. Gene Ontology annotation, biological process: response to heat; protein refolding. The record is from RefSeq and is a predicted model, not a curated record. Bases 76 to 1314 code for a protein of 412 amino acids. Lineage: Eukaryota; Metazoa; Chordata; Actinopteri; Pleuronectiformes; Soleidae.